AUGCCAUCACAAGAAGAAGCACUACUCAAGUCCAAGGAUAGUGAAGAAGAAGAAGAAAGAGAGUAUGAGGAACAAUUGAAUGAUGAAGAUGAAGAGCAGAGCAUCGACAUCAAUGCUUCCCCAAAACAGAGCAUGGAUACACCAAGCCCUAGAGACCCUCGUUUCUCACCAAGAAGUCAAGCUUCUACACUUCCAAGAUUGGAAGCAAUGCAAAGACCAUCACCACCUACUGAAGAAGAAGAUACUUGGCAGUAUGAUCCCAUUGAUCCCAACAAGAUAAGCCCCAUGAAGCUUAAAGAGUUCAAUGCUAAGGUGAAAUCACUUCCAUUCUAUGUCACUUUUGAAGAAGCUUGGGAUAAACAUGGUCUAGUGGAGUUCUUUUUCACAACUAGUGAAAACAAAGAAGAGAUACACCAACUUUUCAGGAAGGCUCGAUUUCCCCUUGCCCCUCAUGCAGUCAAUCAACCACCAUCACCACCAUCUCACCACACCCAAGUGCCAGCAUGUCCUUCCAAACAGCUUGGCGCCACUACCCAUUCACCACCUUUCUUCCACAACUGCAAGGAGACACCUGAGGACAUAAGAGAGCUUUUUGAGAAAGCUAAAGUUCAGCCUACCUUCAAGACCCUCUACAAGAUUGAAGACCCAGGUCAAUUCUCUAUUCCCUGUCAAGUAAAUGGUCAUUACUUUGAUAGAACACUAUGCGAUUCUGGCUCUUGCAUAAACCUCAUGCCAACCCAAACCGCCAAACUCCUUGGCAUCACACGCUUGCAACCUGCUCAAAUUAGUAUUGGACUUGCUAACCAUACUAUAGCCAAGCCAAGAGGAGUUGUUAUUGAUGUUCUUCUAGAGAUUGGAGAUAUCAAGAUCCCGGUGGACUUUCAUGUCAUAAACAUUCAAGGAGGAUGUGACACACCAUUGAUACUAGGCCGACCCUUUUUGGCCACUGCUGGAGCUGUCAUGGACCUUCCAAACCGGCGAAUGUCCUUACCAAUGUUGACAAGACAGUCUUUUACAAGACCAUACCAUUCAUCUCACCAAACAAGCUGUCUUACCUCAUCACUGCCCAAGGCCGCCCAAGAGAGCCACCAGACCACACUCAAGGAAUCUAAGAACCACACAAUGGUAAAGAAGAUAUACCACAAGAAGAAUGUUCAUAGUUGGCGCGACUUGAUGGCCGAGCAGAACCUCUCCACGCUCGCCCAUGUCUUUUGGAGCAUUCUGGAGCAUAUGGGACAUGAGGAGCAUGGAGGGACUUGGCACAUGGAAGCAGCUCAACUGGAUACGCAAAGGAAGAAGGGAGAAGCCAUCUUGAAGACCAGCUCGACCGUCUACUCGACCAACCGGUCGAGUUCCUCAACUCGACCGGCCAAGCUUCAACUCGAUCGAGCUGAGAAGUCAAAGUCAAACCCGAAAAAUGUUGCUUCCCCCUUGACUUUCCUUUGA
Messenger RNA from Microthlaspi erraticum, 1446 nucleotides. Lineage: Eukaryota; Viridiplantae; Streptophyta; Magnoliopsida; Brassicales; Brassicaceae. The record is from the annotation of a GenBank genome assembly.